Messenger RNA from Staurois parvus, 253 nucleotides. Lineage: Eukaryota; Metazoa; Chordata; Amphibia; Anura; Ranidae. The record is from the annotation of a GenBank genome assembly.
CCUCAGGUGGGUUAUGCCCAGGGGCGGACUGACCAUUUGGAAACUCGGGCACUGCCCGAGGGCCCGGGGUCAGUAGGGGGCCCCAUGAGAUGCCCCUGGUACCUUUUUCCUAGGCUUUUUUGAGUUUGGGCAAGGACACAGGGGCCCCAUGAUCCUCUAUUGCCCGGGGGCCCCAUGAGUUGUCAGUCCGCCCCUGCUGUCCGCCCCUGGUUAUGCCAUAAUGUGCUAGUAUGCACAGCAUAUUAGCACAUUA